AUUGAAAUAUUUUUAGUAAAAGUUUAAUAACAAAAAAGUAAUCAUGAAGUGUAUCAUAUUAAUCGUGGGAGUUUUAGCCAUCUUAGCUUUAGCUCAAGCUGAGGAUGAGGCUGCUCAAGCUCCACAAUCAGAACCGGAUUCAGAACAAGCACCACAAGCUGAAGAACCCCAGGACGAUGAAAAUGAAAACCAACAUCAUCACGAACACAGACAUCAUCACAAACGUCCAUCAGAACAAUCACCGCAAUCUGAAGAACCCCAGGGUGAUGGAAAUGAAAACCAACAUCAUCACGAACACAGACAUCAUCACAAACGACCAUCAGAACAAGCACCGCAAUCUGAAGAACAACAAACAGAUAAACGUCCUGAUGAUAAACCACCUAAACGUACACCAGUUUUCGGCAUUGGAUUCCAUUUAGAUACCGGCAAAUAGAUUUGUACUUAAUUCCUUAAAAGUAUAAAAAUAUCCAUACGAAAUAACUAGCAAUAAUAAAUCAUUGCAAAACAAAUCAAUCACAUAUAAUUUUCUUUAUUGGAACAAUUAUAAGUAUUAGAGUGAUACCGUUUGUAUGGAGCUUAAAAUGUAGUGAAUAUUCCCAACUAAAAUUAAGGUUUACUUUAUUUAAAAAUACAAAUUCUUAAACUGUU
Molecule: messenger RNA, 648 nt
Organism: Calliphora vicina (urban bluebottle blowfly)
Lineage: Eukaryota; Metazoa; Arthropoda; Insecta; Diptera; Calliphoridae
Product: protein TonB-like
Exons: 2
Coding region: 44-433 (129 amino acids)
Source: RefSeq, a predicted model, not a curated record